AUGCACUUGCUCGGGCCCACCAGGGGCAUCGUUACUUGGUUCCUAUUAUCCGGUCUAGUACGUGCCAUCGAUCUGGAUGUUAGCGAUGAACAAUCGCUCAAAGAUGCCGCAAGUACAUCGACCUAUGCUAUGAUGAAAUAUUAUUACGGAAACGAAACCGGGCAGAUUCCCGGCGCCUUCCCGGAUAAAUGGUGGGAGGGCUCGGCUCUAUUUCUGGCACUCUUGGAAUACUGGCAUUUCACCGGGGAUACAACGUACAACGAGGAAUUGAGCAUUGGAUUGCAGUGGCAAUCGGGCGAUUCUGGCGAUUACAUGCCAAGUAACUACAGUUCCUAUCUUGGAAACGAUGAUCAGAUGUUCUGGGGUCUUGCAGCCAUGACAGCAGCGGAAUAUGGGUUUCCAGACCGCUCGUCCGGGUUUUCUUGGCUAUCAUUAGCACAAGGUGUCUUCAACACUCAGAUCAAACGAUGGGACACGUCUUCAUGUGGCGGUGGUCUCCGGUGGCAAAUAUGGCCCUAUCAGAACGGCUACGGAAUGAAGAAUUCCAUCUCCAACGGUGGUCUAUUCCAAUUGUCUGCACGACUGGCCCGUUACACUGGAAGUUCGAUUUAUCUCGAGUGGGCUAAUAAAAUUUGGGAUUGGUCUGUUUCCUCGCCGCUUCUCAGCAAUACAACUUGGAACGUCGCCGAUUCAACAAAUGUGGAUAACGACUGUGCCACUCAGGGAAACGCCCAGUGGACAUACAAUUACGGGACUUUCCUAAUGGGAGCUGCCUACAUGUAUAACUAUACAAAUGGGACCACCCAAUCUCAAUGGCUGACCGCUGUCGAUGGUCUUUUGAACGCAACUUUCAAGAAUUUCUUCCUCACCGGAGGAAUCAUCGAGGACUAUUACUGCGAGCCAGCGGCUAAUUGCAAUAACAAUGAGAUUCUCUUCAAGGGUCUCACUUCUUCAUGGUUGGCGUUGACUGCUAUCCUUGUCCCGUCAACUUAUGACAGCAUUGUCGCAAAACUGCAAACUUCGGGCCAAGCUGCUGCGGCCUCCUGUACUGGCCAUAACAAUGGUACUUGUGGCGUGCGCUGGUAUAAAUCUACCUAUGAUGGAUGGAUGGGAAUGGAGGAAGAGAUAAGUGCCACAAACGUCUUCACCGCGAAUCUGGUCACUUUCAAUAAAACCGGGCCUGUGACAUCGACCACCGGAGGAAACAGUACCAGCAACCCUACUGCGGGCGAAGACGAUACCGAUUCCGACAGCUCAAAAACAACUACAAUCACAUCAGGGGACAAGGCAGGAGCUGGAAUCCUGACAGCUGGGUUUGUAGCCGGCUGGGUCGCAUUAAUGGCUUUUAUGGUAGUGGGUUGA
This is a messenger RNA of Penicillium salamii, 1362 nucleotides long. NCBI's taxonomy places the organism in Eukaryota, Fungi, Ascomycota, Eurotiomycetes, Eurotiales, Aspergillaceae. The record is from the annotation of a GenBank genome assembly.